This is a messenger RNA of Drosophila grimshawi, 669 nucleotides long. RefSeq lists its product as uncharacterized. The record is from RefSeq and is a predicted model, not a curated record. The transcript has a single exon. Lineage: Eukaryota; Metazoa; Arthropoda; Insecta; Diptera; Drosophilidae. Bases 1 to 669 code for a protein of 222 amino acids.
AUGGCUCGUGCUGCGAAUUUUUUAUACAUGUUUCAUUUUGCUGUGGAUGAUCUGGUUAUCACACGCAUCAAUCGAUGUGCACCGGUUGAGUAUGCGACCUGUGUGGAGAUCACGUUCCGCAACAGCGUCUAUGUGGAGAUUUGCACGCCACAGCCACAGUGUGGCAAGUGUUGCAUCUUCGCACUAGAGUCCCCAGUGACACCGGAUGAUCGCCUGCAGAUACAUGUCUAUAAGAAACGUUCCAAUAAAUGCAAAUUUCUGCUUGGCUUAAGUGAACUGGAAAUAUAUUCACGAUUUGAGAAGGUUAAUAGAGACUUUGAUAUAGAAAAUGCGAACUGGUCGCUUAACCUACAGAUGAAUAAGUUGGAAAUUCCCACAUUGAAGGAUUCCAAUCAUGGUGUGUUGGACAGAUGCGAUUGCUUCAAUUCAAGAUAUCCACGCUUCGAGCAGCUGUCUCCCACAUCGACAAUGUUCAAAACAAUGUUGCCAUUGUUCAAUCUCUGCAGGCAACAGACCGGAAAUCUGGUGUUAAUAACCCGUCUAGUCGCCCAAGGACCCACCAUAGUAUCCAGUUUCUGUAAACUUGGAAACAAGUAUGUGCCUUCCGAAAGUUCUCCAGAUCAGAAUACCUGUUUCAUAAGGUCGAAUGAUGUUCACAACCAAAAGUGA